AUGGUGUGCAUUCCCUGCAUUGUCAUCCCCGUCCUCCUCUGGGUCUACAAGAAGUUCCUGGAGCCUUAUCUCUACCCUAUCAUUGCUCCUCUGCUCAAGCGUGUGUGGCCCAAGAAGGCUCUGCAAGAGACAACAGACAUGAAACAAGGUCAGGGAGGCACCACUGGGGAUCCAAAGGCACCUUCAGCCCUGAAGAGGAGCCAGGAGGAUGACUCUGGGAGCCACAAA
This is a messenger RNA of Acanthisitta chloris (rifleman), 228 nucleotides long. RefSeq names its product chromosome unknown open reading frame, human C18orf32. The annotation marks the transcript as partial. Gene Ontology annotation, biological process: positive regulation of canonical NF-kappaB signal transduction. The record is from RefSeq and is a predicted model, not a curated record. NCBI's taxonomy places the organism in Eukaryota, Metazoa, Chordata, Aves, Passeriformes, Acanthisittidae. The transcript has a single exon.